Molecule: messenger RNA, 761 nt
Organism: Triticum aestivum (bread wheat)
Lineage: Eukaryota; Viridiplantae; Streptophyta; Magnoliopsida; Poales; Poaceae
Product: SKP1-like protein 1
Exons: 2
Coding region: 118-588 (156 amino acids)
Biological process (GO): ubiquitin-dependent protein catabolic process
Source: RefSeq, a predicted model, not a curated record
CAUCCGCAGCAACCAAAUCUCCCAUAUUUUCCUCUCCUCUGCCGCCGCCACCGCGUUUCUAGGGUUUCCCCCAUCCCCAAUUCGUCCGCCACCACCUCCAGCCUAGAUCCAGCAGUGAUGGCGACCGCAGAGGCAGGUGAGAACAAGAUGAUCAUGCUCAUAUCGUCUGACGGCAUGGAGUUCGAGGUAGAGGAGGCAAUCGCCAUGGAGUCGCAGACCAUCCGCCAAAUGAUCGAGGAUGAGUGCGCCGGCAAAGGCAUUCCGAUCCCCAACAUCAACUCCAAGAUCCUCUCCAGGGUCAUCGAGUACUGCAACAAACACGUCCCGACCAUGCCAACCACUGGAGCCACCGGUGCCGCCACGUCUGACACCGUGGCUCCCGCCGCCCUAGCCGAGGACCUCAAGAUCUGGGACAGAGAAUUCAUCAAGGUCAACCGUGCCACCCUCUUAGAUCUCAACCAGGCUGCAAGUUACCUCAACAUCAAGGGGUUGUUGGACCUGACUUGCCAGACUACCGACACGAUUAGUGGCCAUAAUCUGGAGGAGCUCCGUAGUUUCCUUCAGCAUCAAGAACGACUACUUGCCUGAGGAGGAGACGAUCCACGGGGAGAACCAGUGGGCAUUUCAGUAGAGGAGCAUCUAGGUCGCGUUGAGUGAACGCUUAGUAUUCUCAUGUGAACCUUAGCUGCACUCUUUGUGUUUUAAUUGGUUGUAACUGUACUGGAGUUUAUGAGGUGGCGUUAGUGAACAUAUUCAGCGUU